AUGAACUCCAUCAUGAACGAAGAAAAAGAAGCGCAAGAUCCAACACUAUCAAAACAGGUGCUGCUUACUAAUGAAAACAGCAAAUCUAGAACACUCUUUUCCUCUAAAGCUCUUGUGAUGUCAUCCCAUCCCCAACUUCUUGUGAGAACUGUUCCAAAACCAACUUGUAGGGAUGAUCCUUCAUGUCAGCAGGUCACUCCACCACUUUCUGGUUACCCUUCUUAUGGAGUGAGUACCACCACCACCACCACCUUCUGGUUACUCCAUAUAUGGUGCCCCUCCAGCACUCCUGCUGCAAGUGUUCAGUGUUGUACCCCUCAUGCUCCUUACACUUUUGGUUAUGGUUAUGGACCUCCAAAUCCUUAUUAUGCGCCUCCUAAUCCCUACACCUACGUGCCUUAUGGGAAAGGUCAAGGCCCUGCUUCCAUGAUCCUGCCAUUUCUAGCCCCCCUCAUCAUGCUUUUUUCUUCUUUCAUAUUUCUCGUCUGA
Molecule: messenger RNA, 489 nt
Organism: Sphenostylis stenocarpa
Lineage: Eukaryota; Viridiplantae; Streptophyta; Magnoliopsida; Fabales; Fabaceae
Source: the annotation of a GenBank genome assembly